Molecule: messenger RNA, 3112 nt
Organism: Actinia tenebrosa (Australian red waratah sea anemone)
Lineage: Eukaryota; Metazoa; Cnidaria; Anthozoa; Actiniaria; Actiniidae
Product: endoplasmin
Biological process (GO): protein folding
Molecular function (GO): ATP hydrolysis activity; ATP-dependent protein folding chaperone; ATP binding
Source: RefSeq, a predicted model, not a curated record
UUUGCAGGUUUUACUUCCUCUUUUCUCCUCAACAAACUCCAUUUACGAAUUAGUUCUAGUGUAGUCUUGCUUCAAACCGGUAAAAUUGGCACAGCGAUGGGCAGAAAAACAUAUCUUUUAGGGCUUUUGGCUCUCUUAUUUAUUAGUAGCUUAUGUGCUGCUGAGGAAGAUAAACAGAAAUCUGAAGAACCUCAGGAUGCCCCAAAAGUAGAUGAAGAUAUAGGAAAGAGCAGAGAUGCAUCCAAAACAGAUGAUGAAACAGUACAAAAGGAAGAAGAGGCAAUCAAAUUAGAUGGUUUAAAUGUUGCUCAAAUGAAAGAAAUUAGAGAAAAAGCUGAAAAACAUGAGUUUCAGGCUGAAGUUAGUCGUAUGAUGAAACUUAUUAUUAACUCUCUCUACCGAAACAAAGAGAUUUUCUUAAGAGAGCUUAUUUCCAACUCAUCUGAUGCUUUAGACAAGAUUCGCCUUCUCUCCCUCACUGACAAAUCAGCCCUUUCUGCGACAGAAGAACUGUCAAUCAAAAUCAAAGCUGACAAGGAAAACAACAUCCUUCACGUCACAGAUACUGGUAUUGGGAUGACCAAAGAGGAGCUUGUCAAGAACUUGGGAACCAUUGCCAAAUCUGGAACCAGUGAAUUCUUCAACAAGAUGCAAGAUGCUGCCACCAACUCUGAACAAGCUGCCACUGAUUUGAUUGGUCAAUUUGGUGUUGGUUUCUACUCUUCGUUCUUAGUUGCCGACCGUGUUAUUGUUACCAGUAAGCAUAAUGAUGACAAGCAGUACAUCUGGGAGUCUGAUGCUGCAUCAUUCGCUAUCACUGAAGACCCACGUGGACCAACUCUCAAGCGAGGCACAACUAUCAGCCUUCACCUCAAGGAGGAAGCAAGAGAUUACCUAGAACCUGACACCAUCCGUCAGUUGGUCAAGAAGUACAGCCAGUUCAUCAACUUCCCCAUCUACCUGUGGACCAGCAAAGUAGAAUCUGUUGAGGAACCGAUUGAGGAGGAACCUGUAGAAAAGAAAGAUGAUGAGAAGAAGGACAAAGCUGCUGAUGAAAAGAAAGAGGAAGAGAAGAAAGAGGAAGAAGAAAAGAAAGAGGAAGAAGAUAAGGAAAAGAAGGAUGAUGAUGUUGAGGUUGAGGAAGAGAGUGAUGACAAGGAGAAAAAGCCAAAGACAAAAACAGUUGAGAAGACUAUCUGGGACUGGGAACAGCUGAACACCAACAAACCUAUCUGGACCAGGAAGCCAAAGGAUGUCACUGCUGAAGAGUACAAAGAGUUCUACAAGUCAUUCACAAAGGAAUCAGAAGAUCCUCUCGGUUACACCCACUUUGUAGCAGAAGGGGAAGUCACAUUCCGUUCCAUCCUCUACAUCUCUAAGACCAGUCCAAGCAACAUGUUCUCAGAAUAUGGAAAGAAAAUGGAUGCCAUUAAAUUGUACGUCCGUCGCGUCUUCAUCACAGACAACUUUGAAGAAAUGAUGCCCAAAUACUUGAAUUUCAUCAGGGGUAUUGUUGACUCUGAUGAUCUGCCAUUGAACGUAUCUCGUGAGCAACUGCAACAGCACAAACUCUUGAAGGUUAUCAAGAAGAAGCUUGUCCGCAAGGCUCUUGACAUGAUCAAGAAGAUUUCCAAGGAGGAUUACAUUGAUAAGUUCUGGAAGGAAUACAGUACCAACAUCAAGUUGGGUGUGAUUGAAGAUCAUUCCAACCGCACACGUCUUGCCAAGCUCCUGAGAUUCCAGUCCUCCAAUUCUGAAAAAGACCUGACUAGUCUUGCCGAGUAUGUAGAAAGGAUGAAGGAGAAGCAAGAAGCUAUCUACUUCAUGGCAGGUCACUCACGCAAAGAGGUUGAGAAGUCUCCCUUCGUUGAAGCUCUACUUAAAAAGGGUUAUGAAGUGCUCUACCUCACCGAGCCUGUCGAUGAAUACUGCAUGCAGAGUCUGCCAGAGUUUGAAGGCAAGAAAUUCCAAAACGUAGCGAAAGAAGGAUUGAAGGUUGGCGAGGAUUCUGACAAAAAGAAGAAGAAGAAGGAAGAGCUUGAGAAGACUUAUGAGCCACUCUUGAAAUGGCUGAAGGAGGAUGCCCUCAAGGACCUUAUUGAGAAGGCUACUAUUUCUGAGAGAUUGGAAGAUUCUCCAUGUGCUUUGGUUGCUAGUUCCUAUGGAUGGUCUGGUAACAUGGAACGAAUUAUGAGAGCUCAAGCUUAUGCCAAGACAGAGGAUCCAAGUAGUCAAUAUUAUGCCUCCCAGAAAAAGACCUUAGAAGUUAACCCCAGGCAUCCUCUCGUCAAAGAACUCCUCAAGAGAGUUGAAGCAGACAAGACAGACAAGACGGCCAUGGAUCUGUCCAGGGUUCUGUUCGAGACUGCUACCCUUAGAUCAGGAUACUUGGUCAAGGACUCUGCUGACUUUGCUGCACGUAUCGAGCGCAUGCUUCGUCUGAGCAUGAACGUCGACCUUGAUGCUAAAGUUGAAGCUGAUGAUGACGAAGAAGAAAAAGAAGAAAAGGAAGAAGAGGUUGAUGCUGACAGCGAAGACAAAGACGCUAAAGAAGACAAGGAAGGACAAGCUGAAGACAAAGCUGCUGAAGAUGUUGAUACAAAAGAACCCAAAAGUGAAGAUGAAGUAGAGGGAGAAAAGAAGGAAGCCCCAGCUGAAGGAAAAGACGAACUAUAAGCACAAAUUUCUAAACAAAGCAAGUUUUCCAUUCAAUUAUACRUUCUAUGUGUUGAACAGACAGACAGACGGACAGAGAGACAGACAUUAUUUUGCUCAAAGGAAUUUCAACUGUCUGGCCAACCAUAGCGGGCUGCAGUUAGUUUUGUUAGAAAAUUUUUCAAUUGAAAAUAAUGCAGACGUCAAUGAAAUUGUUUUAUACGAAAAGCGAGUGCAUAAAGAAAACUAGGUUAGAACUGCAAUAUGAAGAUUAAACUUUAUUUAUAAAAAAUAUUGCUUCUUAGAAAAGUAUAUAUUUCGCACUUUUGUGCUCGGCUCUUUUUGUAAAAGUUCUGGCUUGUCUCGUGUAACAAUCAAUGAUGUAAGAACAAGACUGUGUCCACAUUCAUUGUCAUUCGAAUAGGAAUGUGUUGAAUCAAUAAAAUUUAUAGUAAAA